AUCUGUCGAAGAACAACAUCCGAUUUAGAGCUAGCAUUACCUGUUGGAGAAGUGAUUUGUCAACAGCACUAAAAAAAUGUGGAAAGUUGGUCGCAGUUUGACCGCUCGUUUUUCAUAUGCAAAAAGUCUACAAGCCUUAGGAGGUCGUAGGUCGAACCAGACAGCCACGACUGGCGUUCCAACAAAGAAAUACGAAAAAGUAUUGCGUGAAAGCAGCGAGAGGUCUUUACCAACCGAAGCCGACGUUGUUAUCGUGGGAGGAGGUGCAGCUGGAUGUAGUACGCUUUAUCACCUGGCUAAAUUGGGUAUAACUAAUACCGUUUUAUUGGAAAUGCAUUCUCUAACCGCUGGCACAUCAUGGCACACGGCAGGUAAGUUGAAUCUUACUCAUUUCUUUGAAAGGCGGGGGAAAUUUAAACGAUUUGUUUGGGAAAAUACAGGCUUGGUAUGGAAUUUGAGACCGAACGACGUCGAAGUGGAAUUGUUGGUGAGAAGUAGGAAAUUGAUGGCUUCCCUCGAAGCGGAAACGGGCAUCGAUCCUGGUUGGAUAAACAAUGGUGGUUUGUUCGUUGCUUCCACUAACGAACGCAUGGACGAGUACAAAAGAUUAAUGACGCUUGGUAGGGCGUUCGGUGUCGAGUCUGAAGUUCUCAGCCCAAAGGAAACGAAAAAACUAUACCCUUUAAUGAAUGUAGAUGACGUCUACGCGACGCUUUACAGUCCCGCCGACGGCACUAUUGAACCGGCAGGCUAUUGUUCAGCCUUGACUAGAGCGGCCGCCAAAGCCGGCGCUCGAGUAGUUGAGGGUUGUUCCCUUACGGCAAUUGAAACCGUUGUCGAUGACUACGGUACUAGAAGAGUGCAUGCCGUUCAAACUAAUAAGGGACGGAUUCGGACCAACUGCGUAGUUAAUUGCGCGGGCGUAUGGGCUCCAUCCGUAGGGGAGAUGGUUGACGUAACAGUUCCUCUUGUCGCAAUGAAACAUGCCUAUGUUGUAACAGAAAAAAUUGAAGGAAUACGCCAAAUGCCAAACGUCCGAGAUCAUGACUUUUCCGUCUAUUUUAAAUUACAAGGUGACGCCCUUUGUAUAGGUGGUUAUGAACCGAAUCCACACUUUGUCGACAAAGUCGAUGAUGACUUCGCUUUCAGCCUGUAUGAACUCGACUGGGACAUCUUCACAUAUAACACUGAAGGUCAUGUGAAAAGAAUUCCGGUCAUAGAAAGUACUGGUAUUAAGUCGACAGUAUGCGGUCCGGAAAGCUUUACAGCCGACCACAAGCCGUUGAUGGGUGAAAGCGACCAAGUGCGCGGUUUCUUUUUGAAUUGUGGUUACAACAGCGCGGGUCUGAUGUUAAGUGGCGGAUGUGGGGAACAAAUGGCAAAAUGGGUCGUAAAGGGUCGACCAGAAUUAGAGAUGCACGGUUUCGACAUUAGGCGAUUUAACGCCGAAUUGACGCGAAACGCUCGCUGGAAUAAAGAGCGGAGUCACGAAGCGUACGCAAAGAAUUACAGCAUCGUUUUUCCGCAUGACGAGGCCUUAGCCGGAAGAAAUAUGCGUAAAGACCCUUUGUAUGAGGUGCUUUUGAAUAACGGAUGCGUCUAUCAGGAGAGGUUAGGGUGGGAACGACCGGGCUGGUUCGACAUUGAUGGAAAACCUUCACCGGUGCUAAAAUAUGAUUACUAUGGCUCCUAUGGAAAUAAACUGCACGAAAACUAUGAUUAUAAGGAUAAAUUGAUGUACGACUAUACCUUUGACUUUCCAAAUCAUCACGAAAUUAUUGGUCGUGAAUGCCGAACAGUCUACACUUGCAUGCUAAACAAUCGAGGUGGUGUUGAAAGCGAUUUGACAGUCAGUAUUAUAGAAGAUCAUCAUAGAAGUCUUUUCGAUCCAGUUACACAAGAUGGUCGCAUCUUUUAUGUUGCAAUUGGCGGGGGAGUUGCUCAAGCCGGUUUGUCCCAUAUUAAAUCAAUUUUGCAAGAUAAGAAACUCGACUGUCAAUUAAUUGAUGCUACGAACGAUUUAACGCUACUUAGUGUUCAGGGACCGAACAGCCGUGAUAUUAUGGAAAAAGUGUGCGAGGAUGACGUCGAUUUUUCUAACGAGGCGUUCCCGUUUGGUACUCACAAGGUCGUAAACGUCGCGGGUCACCAGUGUCGAGUAAUUCGACUGUCAUUUGUAGGCGAAUUGGGAUGGGAAAUUCACGCUCCGUCUUCCACCUGCCCUCACGUUUAUAAAGCUUUGAGAGAGGUUGGAAAAGAAAUGGGACUAUUAGACGCCGGCUACAGGGCAAUAGAUUCAUUGAGCAUUGAAAAGGGUUACCAUCAUUCUCACGCCGAUUUAAGGAGUGAUUAUACGGCUUUAGAAGCCGGGUUACGUUUCGCGUGUAAGCUCAAGUCGGACGUUGAGUUCGUGGGACGGGAGAGAUUGGAAAGACAAAUUGAGGGAAGGGAACGGAUACUGGGUAGAUUGACGUGCUUCACAACAGACAAGAAAAUUCCUCUUCAUGGUCUUGAGGCUAUCUACCGAAAUGAUAAAGUAGUUGGCUUCUUGUGUAGAGCAGACUACGGCUUCUUCUUGAAGAAAACUAUAGGAUACGGCUACGUAUCCGGUGAAACGAUCGAUGAAAAGUACUUAACGGAUGCCGAUUAUACGAUAGAGCAUUUGGGAAAACGCUAUAAAGCUGAUCUACACUUACGAAGCCCGUUCGACCCGGCAAACAAUAGAAUUCGAGGCAUUUACUAA
Messenger RNA from Dimorphilus gyrociliatus, 2743 nucleotides. The record is from the annotation of a GenBank genome assembly. Lineage: Eukaryota; Metazoa; Annelida; Polychaeta; Dinophilidae.